AUGGCAGUAUUAGAUUUGCUGCGAGUGUGGCUUCGCCUUGUGAUCCAGCUGUUCCUAGGUCUGAUUGGAGCAGUGCCAGUGCACGUUGCGUUUGUCAUGGAUGGCAACCGUCGCUAUGCGGAGCGGCAGCACCUUGAUAAGGCCACAGGACACACGCACGGCUAUGGAAAGAUGGUCGAUGUCAUCCACUGGUGUAUAGAGCUGGGCGUCAAGUACAUAACAGUGUAUGCCUUCAGCAUUGACAACUUUAAGCGCUCGCCUGACGAGGUGGCUGCCUUGAUGCAGCUGGCGGAGCAAAAGUACAUCGAAUUGGCCCAGGAUAACGGACUCGCGGAGCGGGAGGGCAUCCGAAUGCACAUCGUGGGCGACCUUGAGCUGCCGCCACCUGCCGUACAGGGCGCUGCAGCACGGCUCAUGCGGGGCACCGCUGCGCUCCCUCGCCACCGAGCGACACUCAACGUUUGUUUCUCCUACACGGCGAGCGAGGAAUCCGUGAAUGCCGUACAUGAAAUCCAACAAGCCGUACGCGAUGGGCUGCUGCUGCCCGGCGACGUGACGUCGGAGACGUUGAUGGGAGCGCUGCACACCGGCUCCUCGUGCCCGCCCGUCGAUCUGCUGAUUCGAACAUCAGGAGAGACCCGUCUGUCGGACUUCCUGCUGUGGCAGGCGGCCCACGCGCACCUCUGUUACCUACGCACCCUCUGGCCAGAUCUGUCGUACUGGGACUUUGCGCGAUGCGUGAUGUCGUACAAGCGACAUGCGGGCACACUGGCGGCGUUGCGACGC
Molecule: messenger RNA, 786 nt
Organism: Volvox carteri f. nagariensis
Lineage: Eukaryota; Viridiplantae; Chlorophyta; Chlorophyceae; Chlamydomonadales; Volvocaceae
Exons: 4
Biological process (GO): polyprenol biosynthetic process
Cellular component (GO): endoplasmic reticulum
Source: RefSeq, a predicted model, not a curated record